Molecule: messenger RNA, 919 nt
Organism: Apis florea (little honeybee)
Lineage: Eukaryota; Metazoa; Arthropoda; Insecta; Hymenoptera; Apidae
Product: tRNA (guanine-N(7)-)-methyltransferase
Biological process (GO): RNA (guanine-N7)-methylation; tRNA methylation
Cellular component (GO): tRNA methyltransferase complex
Molecular function (GO): tRNA (guanine(46)-N7)-methyltransferase activity
Source: RefSeq, a predicted model, not a curated record
AUUGUUAAUAAUUUUAAAAAACUGAAUAUUUUUAUAUGUUAUGUUAUACGUGUACUACCCACGUGGAUUAUUUUUUGACAACUAUGUCAGAUCCACUACCAUUACCACAAAAAAAAUAUUAUAGACAACGUGCACACUCUAAUCCUAUAGCAGACCAUUGUUUAGAAUAUCCUAUUAAACCUGAUUUAAUGAAUUGGAAUUCAUUAUAUCCAUUUUAUUUUCCAUUUAACAAAGAAUCUAAAGAAGAUAAUGAUGCAAAAAAAUGUGUUGAAUUUGUAGAUAUUGGUUGUGGCUAUGGAGGAUUACUAGUUACAUUAUCACCAAUGUUUCCUGAUAAUUUAAUUCUUGGUAUGGAGAUUAGAGUAAAAGUUUCUGAUUAUGUUAUGGAUCGUAUAGCUGCAUUAAGAUCACAAUAUCCUGGACAAUAUCAAAAUAUUGCAUGUUUGAGAACUAAUGCAAUGAAAUAUUUACCAAAUUACUUUCAAAAAGGCCAGGUAUAAAUAAAAAGUAUUUGAAAAAGAUGUUUUUUUUUAUAUCCAGAUCCACAUUUUAAAAAAUCCAAACACAAGUGGAGAAUUAUAAAUAAAACACUCUUGGCAGAAUAUGCUUAUGUAUUAGCUGAAGAUGCCAUUGUAUACACAGUAACAGAUGUUAAAGAUUUACAUGAAUGGAUAGUAAAACAUUUUCAAGAACAUCCAUUAUUUGAUAAUAUUUCUAAAGAAGAAUUGGAUCAAGAUCCCAUUAUUGAGAAAUUAUAUGAAAGCACAGAAGAAGGUCAAAAAGUAACAAGAAAUAAAGGAGAUAAGUUUUUAGCUAUCUUUAAACGUAUUCCAGAUCCAUUUGAAAAAAAAAUUAGUUGAUGUCAAAUAUAUUAUAAAUAUCAUAUAUUUGUAAAUAAAUGAAAAUUUUUAUAAUCAUA